This is a messenger RNA of Prorocentrum cordatum, 246 nucleotides long. The record is from the annotation of a GenBank genome assembly. Lineage: Eukaryota; Dinophyceae; Prorocentrales; Prorocentraceae.
GCCCCCGUGACGCUGCACGUCUACAGCCUGGGCAAGUCCCGCCAGAUGGUGGUCGUGAACGCGUUGCUGAGCACGGUCGGCUCGGGCGCCUACCACUGCGGCGUCGAGGUGCACGGUCGUGAAUGGAGCUUCCGCGGCACGGACGACCGCAAGACGGGCAUCUUCUCGUGCACCCCGAAGCGCUGCUCGGACCACACCUGGCACACGUCCGUGCCCAUGGGUAGCGUGCGGCUGUCCGUGGACGAG